AUGGCGACUAGUGAUAACUAUGAAUAUAUGAAUGAAAACUCAAUUCAUGAAGAUCUCCUCUGUCCAAUAUGCACUGAUCCACUUGAAGAUCCUGUUAGUGCUAAUGAAUGUGGACAUACAUUUUGUCAUAAAUGUAUCAUGGAUACUUUUCGCGAUAUGUCCACAUGUCCAACUUGUCGUCGUGAUUUGACACUUGAAGAUUUUCAUCCUGUAACCAUACGUCCUUUUCUCAAUCAACUUAAUCAAUUACUUGUUAAAUGCAAAUGGUGCUCGCAAAUUAAUAUUCAACGAGGUAAUUUCAAAGAUCACAGUACAAAUUGUACGAAAGUACUAAUAUCAUGUCCAGCAGCCCAUCUUAAAUGUGAUUGGAAGGGUCAACGGGAUAAAAUACAAAGUCACAUUAGUGAAUGCCCAUUAGUAAAAGUGCAACCAAUGAUAGAUGAACUCAAUGCAUUAGUCAAACAGCAAGCAGAACAAAUACAUUUUCUCUAUACAAUACUGGAUAAAACAUCGAAGAGUCAGAAAAAGGCAUGUCAAGAGUACUAUAAAGCAAAUGGAGUAGCAUAUUGUGAUACUUGUAAAAAAAAAUUUACAUUUGGUGAGCACAAACGACGCCUACAUUUUUGUCCUGACACAGACUUUUGUUCUGAUUGUGUGAAAAAGUAUUUUCCAUAA
Molecule: messenger RNA, 675 nt
Organism: Rotaria sp. Silwood2
Lineage: Eukaryota; Metazoa; Rotifera; Eurotatoria; Philodinida; Philodinidae
Source: the annotation of a GenBank genome assembly